Messenger RNA from Chelmon rostratus (copperband butterflyfish), 2112 nucleotides. It is a transcript of the gene rab5c, whose product is annotated as RAB5C, member RAS oncogene family. NCBI's taxonomy places the organism in Eukaryota, Metazoa, Chordata, Actinopteri, Chaetodontiformes, Chaetodontidae. The record is from RefSeq and is a predicted model, not a curated record. The transcript has 6 exons. Bases 273 to 935 code for a protein of 220 amino acids. Gene Ontology annotation, molecular function: GTPase activity; GTP binding.
CGCUAACCGGAAGGGAAGGCCAGAGCCCAAGAAGAAGAAGAAGAAGACAGCAGCCGCCGAUGAGCCCAGCGAAAGAAGAGAAAGUAUUCUCCCACUGGUGAGGUCUCCUCUUCCUCUUCCUCAUCUACCUACCUGCCUGAAUCAAACCUGUCCCCAUCUAAGCUCAGCCUCACCAAGCCCUUGCCAGCCCCUGCACCAAGUCUAGGCCUAAAUUCAACCGGACUUCCUCCCUCUUCGCCCAGCUUCUUCCUCCCAGACUUCAACACUGCGCUAUGGCAGGGCGAGGCGGACCCGCUCGGACCAACGGCACGGCAGCAAGCAACAAGAUCUGCCAAUUUAAGCUAGUGCUGUUGGGGGAAUCGGCGGUGGGAAAGUCCAGCUUGGUGCUGCGCUUUGUCAAAGGCCAGUUCCACGAGUACCAGGAGAGCACCAUCGGAGCGGCCUUCCUCACACAGACGGUAUGUUUGGAUGAUACAACAGUCAAGUUCGAGAUCUGGGACACAGCAGGACAGGAACGGUAUCACAGCUUGGCACCCAUGUACUACAGGGGAGCCCAAGCCGCCAUCGUGGUCUACGACAUCACCAACACAGAUACAUUCACACGUGCAAAGAACUGGGUGAAGGAGCUGCAGCGACAAGCCAGCCCGAAUAUUGUUAUUGCACUGGCAGGAAACAAAGCAGAUCUGGCCAACAAGAGAGCUGUAGAUUUCCAGGAAGCACAAGCAUAUGCAGAUGACAACAGUUUGCUCUUCAUGGAGACUUCAGCCAAGACUGCUAUGAAUGUCAAUGAGAUUUUUAUGGCUAUAGCCAAGAAGCUUCCUAAGAACGAGCCUCAGGGUGGAGCGGGCGCCGGCGGACGAGCCAGAGGUGGCGUGGACCUCCAGGAAGCCGCACCACAGGGCAGAAGUGGCCAGUGCUGUGGGGGCGGGAACUAACUAACACAACCACGAGUCAGCUGAUCCAACCAAUCUACAGCUUCGAUCAACCAGACCAGAUAUUAGCCAGCUGUCAAACAAUGUCCCAUCGGUCAAACCAAACCACGGUCGGACCAGCUACCCUCUGAGCAACACAGCACAAAUAAACUGUUUGGCAAAUGAGUCCACUGGCCAGUAAACUGCCAGAGCCCACUGAUGGUUCCAGAUGACGAGCCAAUCAACAGACCAAGAAAUCAACCCACAGGCUUAUAUACAGAAUCAUGUUUUAACCCCAGGACUUGCCAAUCCAUGACCUCUCUAUUGAUGAUGGACACUUGACGUCACCUUAGGGGAAAAAAAAACAAAACAAAAACGUCCCAUUCAUGGAAGAAGAAAAAAAAAAGAGAUCAGUCAUUACCAAUGGCACUUAACGGCCAUUUUGCUCACCUUUGUUUCUGUAUUUGUGUAGAGGAAAAAAAAUAAUGCAACAGGAAGGAAUAUAAACAGGCUCAUUGGCCCUGUCCUGUCUCUUCUACCCACUGCUUCCCCAUGCACCUUAAAUUUAGUAUUUCCAUCAUGUCUUAUGACACUGUUAAAACUCCAGUCCAGGUGCAUGCUGCAGUCCUUCACUUUUCUGUCUUGUUCCUGGUCCGCUUCCUGGAAAAGAUGACGAGAGAAGGUUCAUAGCAGGAGAACGGGAAUGGACAGAUAAUUCCUUCUUGAUAGAGCUGUGUAGAUUGAAUUAUUACAUUGUUAUUGUUAUCACUAUUAUUAUUACUUCAACUUCUUUUGACACAGGCUGUUCAGUAUGAUUUUAAAGCCUAGACUUUGAGGUUUUACAAUCAUCCAUCUAUGUUAUCGAACCAUAUACAGUAAAUAGUACUUUAUUAACAUUAUCACCCAUGAGUAAUUUUAGCAUUAAUGUAAUGUUUUUGAAUCAUCAGUGUACAAUUACAAAUACAUAAAGCAAGAUUUGUUUUCUCGACCAAAAUCACAACUGUGUAUUGACAACAUGCUGUAUUUGUAUCAGACUUUUCAAGUUUAUAAUCAAUCAGUAGUUAUUGUCAAAACAAUAUCUUCCCAAUCUCUACAUGAUGUUUUGUUAACCUUAAUUAUUUUGUGAUGGAUUUUUUUUUUUUAUGUCUUAAUUUUUUUUCUGAAGAUCUAUGGUAUUAAAUGCACUGGUUCUGUCUCAUCA